AUGGAUUGUUUGGAUAACAAUUUAUUCGUAAAUAUUAUAACUUCGUUAAAGAGUAAAAGUGACUUAAAAUGGACAUUCAAACCCUUGAAUACUGGACAAUUUGCAUUGAACUCACAAGGACAACAACUAUCAAAUUAUGAAAAAAAAAAAAUACUAGAACAAAAUAUAAAAUUAACAAUUCUGAUGGUAAUACCAAUAAACAGUAUUGGUUUAGACCAUGCUACAAACAAAGCAAUGGAAAUACUUGAAGAUCUCCAGAGUAUUAAAAAAAAUACAACUAUUAGAAUGAUGGGAUUCAUUUUAAUUAAAAUUCUGAAAUCCAAACUCCAAGGUUUAUAUAUAAAUGAACAAAAACUGAUAAUGAUGAAAUCCAACUUUAACAAAACUCCAGUGAUAUUUGUUCCAAGUCAUAGAAGUUACCAAGAUUUUAUAUUAAUGGCAUUCAUAUGUUUCAAUUAUAAUAUUGAUAUUCCAUAUGUUGCUGCAGCAAUGGAUUUUAAAAAUAUGAAAAUAAUGGGGAAUGUGUUGAAACAAUGUGGUGCUUUUUUCUUGCAUCGAGGAAAAAAUGCACAAGACAUCAUAUACCGAUCAGUGUUAUAUACUUAUAUUAAACACUUGAUAACUUAUGAAAAUUCGCCAUUACAGUUUUUUAUUGAAGGUACACGCAGUCGGUCUAAUAAGUCAAUUCAUCCAAAGCUAGGGAUACUUAAGUGUAUUGUAAAUGUUUUAUUAAAAAAUGAAGUUCAAGAUAUCAUAAUUGUUCCAAUAUCAAUUAAUUAUGACCGUCUUCUUGAGGACAAAUUAUUUAGUUAUGAACUUCUAGGAAUUCCUAAACCCAAGGAAACAACGUUGGGAUUAAUAAAUAGCAUUAAAAAUAUGGAUGACCAAUAUGGGAAUAUUUAUAUUAAUUUUGCUUCUCCCUUUUCACUUCAAAAAUAUAUUAAAGAUAUUAAUGCAAAUGGAAGAAAUAAUGAAAAUAAUAUUAUAUCAGCUCUUGCUCAUGAAAUUAUUUAUAGGCAACAACAUAAUAUGAUUUUAUCAUACUUUAACAUUUUAUCAGUUGCACUGAUUUAUAACUUAUCUAAAAAUAUGACUGAAGCUAUUCAUUUAGAUGAAAUAAUUAAUCAAAUAAGUUGGAUAAGUACACUAUUUAAAAAAUGCGGAGCUCAAAUUGAAGUGCAAGGUAUUGAUAUUACUAGUAGAAUUAUUGACACUAUUCAACUACAUAAACACUUUGUAACAUUAAAGGAUAAUAUAAUAUAUUUUGAAAAAAACUAUUCAAAACACAACAUUUAUCCAAUUGAAUUAUCAGAGAAUCUAAAUUUUAAAACUGAGCUGUUUGAUAAUGCAUUCCCAUUGAUUUUAAAUCAACUUUACGUCAAUCCUUCAUUACAUUUCAUUAUAAAUAUUGCAUUUAUAAUUAUAAUUUCAAAAUGUCAAAUAAUUUGGGAAAAUGACAUCUUGGACCUAGAAGGAAAGUUUUUUUUAUUAAGAAGAUUAUUUGAGUUUGAGUUUGUAUUUUUUCAUGGCUGUCAGAAAGAAGAUUUUAAACGUAGUGUUUCAAUUUAUCUUCAUACUAAUGAAAAAGAAAAAGAACUACUUCGUUAUUUAACUAUUAAUCCUUAUGUAAUAUGCUAUCGACUGAUCUAUAGUUGUUUGAUAAACGCUCCUCAAAAGAUAGUUUCAGAGGAAUUAAUUUAUAAAUCAAUUCAUAUGAAAGUUGAAGAAUUGAACUCACAUCCCUACGGAUUAAUUAAAGAUGUAAUCAAAUCUGCUUUAAAUGGACUUCAUAAAAUGGAAAUAAUUAAAAAAUACAAAAAGUAA
This is a messenger RNA of Macrosiphum euphorbiae (potato aphid), 1824 nucleotides long. Lineage: Eukaryota; Metazoa; Arthropoda; Insecta; Hemiptera; Aphididae. The record is from the annotation of a GenBank genome assembly.